CGUGCAGCGUGCCCUGAAUACCUACAGCUUAACUCUCUCUCUCUCUCUCUCUCUCUCUCUCUCCUCUCUCUUCAAGCCCUAAAUCUCACCGAUUUCACAAACGAUUUCGACAAAUCGUAUGCCCUACCUGUUGUGCCACAGGUCAAGAGUUCCGAUUCGAAACUGUUAGCCUUUCCGAUGAGGAGCUCUCCGCGUAGGGGUCUUGAAGUUUUCGAUUUCAAGGAAGAAGAUGAGCUCACGGAAUCUGUCGCCGGGAAGUAUAUGGACAAAUUCAAAAGCACUGGCAACGAUAACCAUUCUGGUUCGAAGCACGAGUUCCUCGAAUGUGAUGCCCAGGGAACCAACGAUGGAAAAAAAGAAAUUGGCAGUGUACCUUGUAUGGAUAUCGAUGCCGUUGAGCGUGAUCUUAACUGUGGUAAUGCUAUUUCGUAUGCCCCUUUGGGCAUAGCUGAAGAGAAGAAAACUAAUAUGAAAGAGCUUUGUGAUGCUGCAUCAUUAGCUGAAGGCUUGAAUCAUGAACAGCAUUCUGAGUUAAAAUUAGAUAAUCAGGAAUUUACAAAAUCUCUUCCCGGACAGGAGAAUAUAUGUUCAAUCCCUAGAGCACCUUCUUGUGGACAUAACCAGUCGAAUGGUGCUUGUUCACAUUCUCCAUCUGAUAAUGAACCUGUUGAUAUGAUUUCAGAUGCUGAUGAAAGCACGGAUCAAAGUUCUCCAUCAAGUCCUGAAAUUGCAAUGGAUGGUGUUUCACCAAGUAAUUAUGAAUCACAUCAUUGUGCUGGCGAUUUGGAAAUGGAUGAUAUGAAAUCAACCAUUGUUCUUUAUCCUGAUUAUGUUGUAUAUCGGGAUAGUUAUUGUACAGGACUUCAGUUAACCUUUUCCCACAAUUCCAUCAAAAUCACUGGCUCUACUGCAUGUGAAAACCAAAAAUCCUUCAACUUUCAAUGGGAAAUUGAUGAUGUGAUCCAUAUUGAGACUCAGUGGUAUCAAAGGGUCUCAACUGUGAUGAUUAAACUCAGAGUAAUUUCAAAGGAUGCAGGCCAAGAUGAUGAUGCAAGUGGUACUUCAGGUGUUGAGGAGUUGAAAAUUACGGCUGUUGAACCUAACUGGCCUGAGAAACAGGAAGAUAUAGCAUGCCUGAAUGCUCAAUACAUGACCAUGUGGAAUGUUGUAAACAGCAUUGUCAUGGGAACAGAUGGAGAUUCACCUGGACAGAGGCAUUAUUUCCCACGUUUUGAUGAGUCUUUUGAAGAUGUUAUCUAUCCAAAAGGCGAUUCAGAUGCUGUUUCAAUUAGUAAGAGAGAUGUUGAUUUAUUACAACCAGAGACAUUCAUCAAUGACACAAUCAUUGACUUCUACAUCAAGUAUUUGAAAAAUCAGAUUCCACCUGAGGAAAGGCAUAGGUUCCACUUCUUCAAUAGUUUUUUCUUUCGGAAGUUGGCUGAUCUAGACAAAGAUCCUUCUAGUGUUUCUGAUGGCAAGGCUGCUUUUCAACGGGUUCGCAAAUGGACGAGGAAAGUUGAUUUAUUUGGAAAGGAUUAUAUCUUUAUUCCUAUAAAUUUCAAUCUGCAUUGGAGUUUAAUAGUCAUAUGUCAUCCUGGUGAUGUUGCUAAAUUUAAAGAUGGAGACAUAGAUAAGUCAGUCAAAGUUCCUUGCAUAUUGCAUAUGGAUUCAAUAAAAGGAAGUCAUACGGGUCUCAAAAAUCUUGUUCAAAGUUAUUUGUGGGAAGAAUGGAAAGAGAGGCAAAAGGAGACAUCUGAUGAAGUGGCACUAAGGUUUCAAAACAUGCGAUUUGUUCCACUUGAGCUUCCACAACAGGAAAAUUCAUUUGACUGUGGUCUGUUUCUCCUCCACUAUCUGGAGCUCUUUCUGGCAGAAGCUCCUGCUCAUUUCAGUCCAUUCAAGAUAACCAAGCCCUCUAGCUUUCUUAACAUGAACUGGUUUCUGCCAUCUGAGGCUUCUCUCAAGCGUACUCUCAUCCAGAGGUUAAUUUUUGAGCUUGUUGAAAAUCAUUCUCGCAAGAUCUGUUCAGCAGCAUUUAGUGAUGAUGACCAAUCAUCUAAAUUUCCAGAAAGUAAUGGGAAUGAAAUUGGUGUAGAGUUUUUUUCGCAGAGAUGCAGUCCUGAUUUGACUCAUCAAGAGGACUUAACAUGUUCUGAAGCAAGCCGGGGUAUUGAAAUGACACUUUUAGCAGCAUCCUCCAUGAAGAAUUCUCAGAGUGCAAAUGAUUCUGGCUUGGUUCUCAGGGACCUUUUUGAGCCAGGUGCCACUGCAGGAGCACUGCUUGAACAGUAUCAAACUUUUGACCAAAAAUCUUCUUACUUCCAUCUCAAUGGAGCCAUGCCACCUGGAGAGGAAGAUGCAGAAACUGGUGAGCAUUUUGUGUUUUUGCCUCCAGGAGACUCCGGAUUUCAUCAAAUAACUGGAAUCCCAUCUCAAACAUGUGGCGUUCCUCAUUCGUCAAGUGGUUAUGGAGCUGAGACUUUCAAUGUUGGAAUCUCUCUGCAAGCAGAAAAUGGGGAUGUUGACUCAUCUUCUGAACCAUCAUUAUGUGCCUCUGAUGAUUCGGAAGAGGUUGGGAUCAUGGAGAAUUGUCCAGUUGAGGAAGACUUGGAUCCAAACCAAAAAGUAAAUACAGAUAAACAUAAAUCUCCACCAAUUGAGAAUGUUCAACCUCCUCGUCUUGUUUCUGCAUCUUGCGACUUGGAUGCUGUCAUUGUAGGAGAUUCUCAAGAUCAUGAUUUACUUAACGGUGGCAAUGAAAAUGGAGGUCCACUUCCUUCUUGCCAAGAAAUUGCUGAUAAAGAAGUGCAUCAAGAUUCAAAAGUGGCAGAAAACAGCAUGGUCUCGUGUAAUAAUAUGCAGCAGAUGAUUGAUGAUGGCCUGUUGCCAGAAUCUCAUGAAAGUCCACCUGCAAAGAGGGUACGGCUUACACCUCCUCCCCCUGAUGGUGAAAUACUCGCCAUCGGAAGCGUCACUGAAGAUUUCCAUUUGUAGUAGUAAAGGCAGGGAAAUAAUUUUUUUUCCCAUUUGUUCUUUUUAGGAAACAAAGGACAAGACAACAAUGUGUUACAAAUAUGUAAAUGGGUAUGCACGAGGUAUUGAAUUGACAAGCUGUUAAUAGUUCUAUAAAACAUAGAACUAUAGUGUGGAGUAUGUCAGUAUAUAGAUUGUAGAAUGUCGUUGCUAUAUAUUAUAUAUAUAUAUAUAUAUAUUUAGUUA
This is a messenger RNA of Ziziphus jujuba (common jujube), 3219 nucleotides long. RefSeq names its product probable ubiquitin-like-specific protease 2B. Gene Ontology annotation, biological process: proteolysis. The record is from RefSeq and is a predicted model, not a curated record. Bases 178 to 2994 code for a protein of 938 amino acids. NCBI's taxonomy places the organism in Eukaryota, Viridiplantae, Streptophyta, Magnoliopsida, Rosales, Rhamnaceae. The transcript is spliced from 16 exons. Gene Ontology annotation, molecular function: cysteine-type peptidase activity.